Molecule: messenger RNA, 9261 nt
Organism: Gymnodraco acuticeps
Lineage: Eukaryota; Metazoa; Chordata; Actinopteri; Perciformes; Bathydraconidae
Product: latent-transforming growth factor beta-binding protein 2
Exons: 41
Coding region: 1152-7319 (2055 amino acids)
Molecular function (GO): calcium ion binding
Source: RefSeq, a predicted model, not a curated record
CAUGAGAGAGACAGGCGUGCAUCUUGCUGGGUUGAAUGAGAGGAGCGAGACAACUCUUUGGGUUGUUUAAGAUCUUAUGGGAGAAGAGAAAUGUGUUGUUUCCAGACAAUCGGAGGGAAAGUGAUGAUGCAGCAUGGAUGAGAGGGGGAGAUGAAUGGGAUCUGUUACAUAACCUGUUUUCCAAGAUUUCAGAUUGAGUUUGAGAUUUCCCAUACAUUUUACUGCUGGUUUAAAGCAUGUCUGUAAACUUGCAAAUGGCCACAAUGCGCUGUUAUUUAUAAAAGAUGAACCACAGCAUUAAUUGAACUGUGCUACACACUGUGUUGUGGCAAUGUGAUCAAUUGACACAAUGACUCUACACUCAAUCAAUUCAAGUCAUUAUAAAAGUGAAUGCAUUGACUCAAAUAAUCCAGCAAUCAGUGUUGUGGAUUAUUCAGGAAAAAAACCUCUGGUUUCUGAAGUUUUAUGAUAUUGUAGUAGCAUGCCAAUUCAAAUUUAAAUGAAAGGUAACGAUUAACCUGCACUCAGGAUAAUUCCAAAAGUCCUGUUCAAAGGGAUCACAGGAAAAGACGCUCAGUAACAUGAUGUAACUUGGCAUAGAAAGUGCGUGUGGGCACAUGGACCGAGCGGUGCCGUGAGUGAAGCAACAAUACAGCCGACAAGGGGGAGUUUCUUCUUGGAAAGCGCAUGCAAUCCCUACAAAAAUUCCCGGUGACUUCAGAUCCAAGGAGGUGGUGAUAUUCAUGGGAGCACGAUUCAAACUCUCUCACUUGGAGUACAGCUUCAGCAGCCCUGAAGCCAGCACGCUGCUCUCUUUUGAGCCUCUUUCUCUUGUUUAACAUAAACUAAAACAGAUGGAAUAAUGUUUGCCUAAAAUAAUAGUUGUUCACUGCUGGAAGGAAAGCUUAGAGUUUCUCACUUUGGACUGUAGUUAGGUGCUGAUUUGACAACCUGAAGACAUUACUGCGCAAUCUCUUACCUGGGCAUUAUGAAGAGGUAUCCAGGCUUUUUUCAUUCCUGGGAGAGGAUGUCGUCUUGCUGAACUCGUGUAGAUUAAUCGCGGACUUUUAUUUCAUUUGCUCACAUUUUAGUGGCUCUCAAUACAACUGUAACGCGAUCUGCCUUUUUACGCGGUACUUUCAAAACGUUGCAUGCUGAAAAUGGACCGCGCAGGAUUUGUUGUUUUGAUGCUUUUGAUUGUUGCGCUGGUGCAAAUUAGUGACAGUCACAAGGACACAACAGGUGGGAGGAAAGAGGGUGCAGGGGCAGCCCAGGCGGUGUCGAACAAGCAGCAAUCCCGGGUGAGGAGUCAAGGUCACUCGCCAAGGGAACCAGAGGACGAUGCAUCCCCGGAACCAUCCAGUGAAACUUCUCCUGGGACCAGCCGGUCAAUGACUCUUGUCCGACUUCCCAGGGGCACAUCCAAAGCAGGACCGGCUCAUGCUGCAGGCGUCUCCCGGGAAGACCCCGUCUCUGCGACGCGGGAUGGUGCGCUGCGCACCGCCAGACACCCGGGCAGCCCGCUGCACAGGAGCGGAGUGAACCGGAGGCAGAGCAGCAAGACCGGCUCUGCCAGCACAAGGAGACUUGUUGGGCCUAAUGUCUGUGGAGGUCAGCAGUGCUGCUCAGGCUGGGCUUUGGCACCAGGAACUAAUCGCUGCAUAAAACCUGACUGCCAGCCCCCCUGCCAGAACCGUGGCUCCUGCAGCCGGCCACAGACCUGCGUGUGUCGCUCAGGCUUCCAGGGGCCCCGCUGUGAGGAGGUGGCUCCAGAGCAGGUGUACAUCCGUGAUGGAGGAGCCCUGAGGCGCGUUCAACCCGGGAUCAACCCUUUCCAGAGAGACCAACCGCGAAGAAGGCCGUCAGAAAGGCAGGCCAUCGAUACCACGAAGGUCCAGCCCCCACGACCUGCGACCACCAGACUGCCUGUGACUCAAGUGAGACGGGGACCUCCUGACUCCUCCCCUCAGCAGACUGGGACCUCCCGCACUGUGAAACGUUAUCCAUCAUCUUCUGGACCAAUAACCUCCAACGCUCUACCCAAUGGCAACGGCUACGCUAAUGGCCACGGCAGCGAGCACAGAAACAGGCACGGACACAGGAAUGGGCCUAGCAACGGGCACCACAACACUAACAGGCCCACCAGCGACAGCCAGCUGCAAGGGCAGUUCAACAAUGCACUCUCACCAGCAGGGGCCAACCUCACCUCCAACCUGGACCGCAUUAAGAUCGUAUUCACGCCCAUGGUGUGCCGCAGGGUGUGCAGCGGCGGACGAUGCUACAACAGCUGUGAGAAGGGAGACAUGACCACGGUCUACAGCGAGAACCAGAACCAGCAGCAGCAUAGGCAGCAGCCAAAGAACCCGGGCUACCGACUCUUCUUCUGUCAGAUUCCCUGUCUAAAUGGAGGCCGAUGCAUUGGCAGGGACAUGUGCUGGUGUCCAUCAAACUCAACGGGGAAGUUUUGCCACCUGCCAGUCCCACCUCCUGCCAGACCCAUCCCUAACAAGGAAGCAAGCCACCAUGGACCCAAAACUCCCUCCCGCUCCAUGUACACUUUACCGCUGUCCAAUCAGCAAGUGUCCCUCCACCCAUCCUUGGUGAACGUCCACAUUCAGCACCCUGCAGACUCCGAAGUCCAUAUCCACCAAGUAGCUCGGGUGCAGCCUGGGCAGAGACCGGCCCUCAGCGAUGGGGCUCACUCUGUGCAGCAGCGCUCCCAGCCUGGGAAUGGACAUGAACACACCAGUGAGCAUAACAUCAGGCAUCCACAAACCAGUGGGAAUGGGCAUGGCCACGCCAGACAGCACAACAAUCAGAAUGGACCAGUUGGAAGAUGCUUUCAGGAAACAGUCGAUGGACAGUGUGGCAAGCCUCUGCCAGGCCUUACCAAACAGGAUGAUUGCUGUGGAAGUGUGGGCACCUCCUGGGGUCUCAACAUGUGCCAAAAGUGUCCAGCAAAACCUGCAUAUGCAGUGAUUAGAAACGGACAAGUGGAAUGUUCCAAAGGAUUCAAACGGAUGAAUCUCACACACUGUCAAGACGUCAAUGAGUGCCUGCUGCCUGGGCUCUGUAAGAACGCUGAAUGUCUCAACACCAAAGGAAGCUUCAGGUGCAUCUGUAAACCAGGCUUCUUUUUAGACCCCGACAGGAGCCAUUGUGUCUCGGACAAGGCUGUGUCUGACCAGAAGGCGUUCUGCUACCGGUCCGUGUCAGCGAGUUCAUGCUCUCUACCGAUGGUUCAUCACAUCACCAAGCAGAUCUGCUGCUGCAGCCGCGUGGGCAAGGCCUGGGGCCCCGGGUGUGAUCGCUGUCCUCUGCCGGGAUCAGACCAUUUCAAGGAGAUCUGCCCAGCGGGUCACGGAUACACGUACUCGCUCUCUGAUGUGCAGAUUUCUGUCACGCGACUCGGGGAAGAUGACCUGCAGAGCACGGGAGUGUCAUGGGAGGAGGAGAGCCCCACUUUCUCUCUGCCUCAAGUACCCUUAUACCCGGAGAACCCUGAAACGCCACAAGCACCCCGGGACCCUCAGACUCCUCAGCAUCCUCUCCAUCCCUCUCACCCAGACAGGGAGACACCUAAAGAGCGGGAAGAUACGGAAAUUCUGAGCCCGCCAGCCAUUGUGACUGACUCACCACUGAAAAAUCCAGAGACUUCUCCAGACUCCUCCAUCAUCAACCAGAGGCCGGAUUCAGGGGACACGACCCACACAGUUUCAGCCACAGGCAUUGACAAGUGUGCCACCACCCCCACCAUAUGUGGCCGCGGGAAAUGUAUCCCUGUGCAGACUGGCUACACCUGCCGCUGCGAGUCGGGAUUCAAUCUCAGCGCACUGCAGACCAACUGCAUUGAUGUGAAUGAGUGUGACGAGGAGCCAUGUGAAGGGAAGGGCCGCUGUAUUAACAGCUAUGGAUCCUAUACCUGUUACUGCCACAGUGGCUACAGCCAGGUGAUCACUCAGAACAGGAAGUUCUGUCAAGACAUUAACGAGUGCAGCAUGCCCAACAAGUGCCAGAAUGGUGACUGCGUCAACACAGAAGGAUCUUACACCUGUGAAUGCAACAGUGGCUACGCCAAGUCUUGGAGAGGCCAAUGCGAAGAUAUGGAUGAGUGCAGGGACCCCAGCUCCUGUCCAAACGGGAUCUGCGUCAACACUCUUGGCUCCUUCGAAUGCCAGGACUGCGGCCCCGGGUUCAGGCCCGUCAAUGAGAGAUGUGUGGAUGUAAACGAGUGCUUGAACCAAACAGCAUGCAGUCAUGGAAGGUGUGUCAACAUCGAGGGCUCCUAUAGGUGCAACUGUUUCCAGGGAUACAAACUCUCACCGGACAAUAUAUGCCAAGAUGUGGAUGAGUGUGCGCUUCCUGGAGUUUGUCUCCACGGCCACUGUGUCAAUCUAGACGGCACCUACAAAUGUACCUGUAACCAUGGUUACCAAGUCACCUCAGACGGCGCAGCCUGCGAAGAUGUCAACGAGUGCGCAACUGGUAAUGUGUGCCCUGCGGGAAUUUGCAUCAACACUGCAGGUUCUUACACUUGCCAGGACUGCAGGCCUGGGUUUGGACCAUCUGCUGAUGGACUGAGAUGUGAAGACGUGAAUGAGUGUGCCCAGGGUGACUUGUGUCUUGGUGGGGUGUGUGCCAACACGGAGGGAUCCUACACCUGUACCAGAUGUAAGGCUGGCUACAGAGUGUCUCAAGACCGGCAGAGGUGUGAAGAUGUUGACGAGUGCCAGUCCCUGUCUCCCUGUACCAAUGGGAUCUGUCUGAACUCGGAAGGCUCUUACACCUGUGAGAACUGCCCCACCGGGUACAGGGUAUCAUAUGACGGAGAGAUCUGUCAAGAUAUUAACGAGUGCGCGCUGCCAACCACAUGCCCCCAGGGAACAUGUACGAACACAGAUGGUUCCUUCACGUGUAUCGUCUGCCAACCUGGAUUCAGAGUCUCUGAGGAUGGACAACAGUGUGAUGAUGUGGAUGAGUGCUUGGUGUCUGACGUGUGCCAUGGCCAGCUGUGCUUGAACACCCCAGGUUCCUACUCCUGCAGGAGCUGCGGAGCCGGCCUGCAACUGUCUGAGGAUGGUUACGGCUGUGAAGACAUUGAUGAGUGUGAGACCCCAGGUGUGUGUCCCGCGGGUGUGUGCACCAACACAGAGGGCUCCUUCUCCUGCAUGGCCUGCGACCCGGGCUUCACUGUGGCUCCUAACGGGCUCUCAUGUGAAGAUGUGAAUGAAUGUGAGGACCAAAGUCUGUGUGUAGAAGGCCAGUGUACCAACACCAUCGGUUCCUAUAGCUGUUUCUGCCCCGAUGGUCUGGAGAUGGUGGAUGGGACGUCCUGCAGAGAUAUCAAUGAAUGUUUAACCGUCAUGAGGAUCUGUGGUGAAGGAGACUGUGUGAACACUAAGGGCUCCUACACAUGCAUGUGCCCUGAUGGAUUCAGCACUGUCGAUGGGAGGAUCGGCUGCCAAGAUGUGAAUGAAUGCGAAAAAGACGAUGCGUGCAUCCGGGGCGAAUGUAUCAACACUGACGGCUCGUUCUUGUGCUUGUGUGAGGCUGGCUUUAAGUUUGACACCGACACGGCUGACUGCGAAGACCAGAAUGAGUGCAAGGAGUUUGGGAGCUCAGUGUGUGGUACCUGGCGGUGCGAAAACACCAUCGGCUCCUACCGCUGUUUCAUGGGCUGCCAGCCUGGCCUCCAGGGAGACGACGCGUCGGACUGUGAUAUUGAUGAGUGUGUCAAUGAAACCAUGUGUGGGAACCACAGCUUCUGCGAGAACACGGAUGGCUCCUUCCGCUGCCAGUGUGACCAAGGCUACAACAACCCCCCCGGAGACAUGAGCAAAUGUGUCGACGUGAACGAGUGUGAGAUGAGCUUGGCGCUGUGCGGGGAGGCCCUGUGUGAGAACUUCGAUGGCAGCUUCCUGUGCAUCUGCCCCAACAACAAUGAGGAAUUUGAUCCCCUCACCAGCCAGUGCCGCUCCCUGGCUAACUCGACGCCUGCUCCUGGCGUCCCUCCAUCAGCUUCCUCAGCCGACGAGAGGAAGGAGUGUUACUACAACUUGAACGACGCCAACUUCUGCGACAACGUCUUGUCUCGCAACAGCACCAAGCAGGAGUGCUGCUGCACAGUGGGGGCCGGCUGGGGGGACAACUGCGAGAUCCACGCCUGUCCUCUCCAAGGAAGAGAUGAUUUUAACCAGUUGUGCCCUCACGGCACUGGAUUAUUACCCCAGCCCUUGUCCUUUUCACAAAACCUGGGAGAACACCGCCCUUACAUAGAUGCAAAUGAGUGUGAGAUGUUUGGAUCGGACAUUUGUAAGAACGGACAAUGUUUAAAUCUAUUUUCCACCUAUACCUGCUAUUGUCGCUCCGGAUUCUACUAUGACAACAUCCGGCUUGAGUGCGUGGAUUACGAUGAGUGUGGAUUUGGGACCGCCUGUGAGAACGGAGCGUGUGUGAACACGGCCGGCUCUUUCAACUGUUUCUGCAGCCCUCCGUUAGUCCUGGACAGCACGAGGCGGCGCUGCAUCGGCCUCAACACCACAGAAGAAACCAUUGACUCUGACCACGAUGUGCACAUGGAUAUUUGCUGGCAGCGUCUGGAGGGGGACAACGUAUGCGCAAAGCCCCUGCAGGACCGCAGAACUACAUACACUGAAUGCUGCUGCCUGUUUGGCAUCGCUUGGAGUGAACAGUGUGCCUUCUGUCCCCAAAAAGACUCGGACGACUACGCAGUGAUGUGCAACCUGCCUCGGGAAGGAGGAAGGGACAGUCUGCGAGAGGGGCCAGGGUAUGAGUAUGGUAUGGAGGGGCCGGAGGAUCCUGCGGAGCCUUUUGUUCCUCCGUACUGGGACAAUUAUGGCGGCCCCUCAGGACCCUAUGACAUUCCAGAGGGAGUUCCUCUCUUCAACGACUACGGCGUGCAACAGCCACCCUCCCGUGUGCCCAUUGCAAGACCACGGGAGCAGCAGCCACGGCCUUUGGACCCCUACGCUGGGCGCUACGAUGCCUUUGAGGGUCUCCGAGCGGAGGAGUGUGGAAUCCUGAACGGCUGUGAAAAUGGCCGCUGUGUUCGUGUGCGAGAAGGUUACACCUGCGACUGCUUUGACGGUUACGAACUUGACCUCAACAAGAUGGCCUGUUUAGACAUAAACGAGUGUGAGGACAUCAGUGACAAGGUGCCCUUGUGUCAGAACGGGCUGUGCAGCAACACAGAGGGCUCGUACAAGUGCACCUGUCUGAGCGGCUUCUUGGCCUCCGCAGAGCCGCACAGAUGCAUCCCAGAGAUCCCAGCGUCUGGGCUUCUGGAGACAGGAAACUGAGACAGACUGCUCCCUCAAAGAUCCCCUUACACCCCUCUGCCCUUUUCCCCAGGGCCCUGGCACUAAACCUCCAACAGUAACGCUUAGACGUCCAAACUCAUUUCCCUACACACACAAACACACACACUCGCAUUCAGCACAGAACACAUUCAUAUCCCCCUCACACACAUCCAACAGGAGCAGGAAUUGUGCAGUGAAUGUAUAACAUGGGAUUUAGUAUUCACCAGAUAUCCAUUUGCCUUAAAGGGAUUUUGUGGACUGAUCUAUUUUUAUUCAGUAACCCCAGGCAGUUUGAUAUGCAGAUAUAUUUUCCACAUUAUUUUCUCUGUCACUUUCUUUUGUUGUGUUAUUUAUUUCAUUUACAUGACGGGCCUCUGCAAACUAAGAAAGCGACCUUUUUCAGUGGGCAUACAUGGAUUUCUCCUUUUGUAUUUGUCUCACCUCAGAGACAGAGUGGGGAGAUAAUAAAUGUGUUUAUAAAAGAAGGAAUGUUAGAGAGAAUCAGCCACUCAUAAAUCAGCUUGUGCCUCACCAUCAAACCUCACACCAGUUUUCUCACUCACUCAUUGUAAUUAGCAUCGACCUUGGACUAAAUGGACCCCAGGGUUGAUAGACAUCUGAAAUUAAAGGAAAGAAAGUUUUCCCACAACCACCUUUCUCUUCUUCAAGAUUAACCACGAGCUGAAGAAUCUCUGGACCCAGAAGUGAGGAAUGAACACAGCCAAACUACACAUUCAAAACGUCAGCCUUUAAGUGGACCUAGAAAGACUGUAGAUGUAUAUGAUGAUCUAUGUAAUGUUUUAAAAAAAAAAAAAGGUGCAAUAGGUAUAACCUGCCUUCCUCUGUUUAACACCCUUUUUAUGAUCUUAAUACCAGCAAUGAAGUAGGAAAACAUGGACUCGUUUGCUGAUCCCGUUUUAUUUUAUUUUUAACAGUAUUAACUUGUUUUUUAUGUCUGUGAAAACCAUAUGUACCAUGACCUAUAGGCUACAUUCUAGCCUUAAACCACAGGAAGGUAAGUUAGUUAAAAUUAUCCACAAAUAUCACAGCUUGAAGUGAAAGUUUUAUGAACCAGGGUCACACAUCAGAUCAUUCCCACGUGUGCAUCUCGAAUGCAUGUAAAGACACAGGCUUUGUUGGAGAGGUUUGGUAUAUUUUGUACAGAUCUAGUACUAUGUAUUAUUUUUGUUACAUAUUCUCUUAAUGCAUUAUAGCACAACCAAUAUUUUGUUUGACAUAAAACGUAAAAAUGUAAGAAAAAUCUGGCAUUAUAGCUUUGUAGAUUUAUACAUGUCUGUAAAAAUGUUUUUUGUUUUUUUUAUGUAUGAGGAGAGUGGCUGACACUGUACCAGAGGAACUGUGUGUAUACCCUGCCCUGUGGAGCAGACAAUGAAAUAUAUUUUUUUGGAAGUGGCAGCACUGUUCUAAAAGACAUUUUGUCUCUUCAAGUUCAUUACAAAGACAAUGCUUUUGAAAUGCAAGCACCAACUCCUGUGCGUCACAACUCUAUGGCUAAAUAUUAGUAAUUGUGAACAUUAUUUCUUUUAGUCUCUGUUUGAUCCUUAUGUCAUGAAUGUAUCAUAGACAGUACCAUGUGGUUUCUGAACUCCCACUUAUACCUUUUUGUGUUUUAUAUUCAGGUUUAGAAUAUAAUGGCACUAUUUGUCUAAUGGACUAAACUUCUUCCAGCAGUGCAGAAACAUAAAAGUCUCAUUCCAACAUGGAGAAGGACUAAAGUUGAUGAUUAUACUCUUAACAUGCAUUUGUAACCUACAGUAUAAACCUAGAGUUGUACAAAUGUCUCCACUUGAUGUCCACUUUUCUGUGCUGUAUUCAUCAGCUAACCCGGAUCGGAAGUCUAACAUUUAGGUCAAAGUUGGAAUAUUUAAAGCCUUUCAAAACUGCAAAUAACUUGCAAUAAAUGUCUUGUUUUAAAGCUGUG